UGUACGUCACUGCACGGUUGAGUUCAUUGUUGUUACUUGAACCUCAGUUGUCACGUUAGCUGUUACAGUAAGAGUUGACCAUGAGUCUGCCAGCUGCCCCACCUAGCUAUGCUGAAGCUACAGCAGGAGAUAAAGAACAAGGAGCUGGUAACUUCAGUUAUGCCAGCCAGCCACCUCCGAUACCACCCCCAACCAUGCCCAUGCACCCUAGCUGGGCUUAUGUGCAUCCCGGCCCUAGUCCAGGUUAUUCCAAUGCUUAUGCUACAGACAUGUCUUCACCCUUCUCUGAUCCGAGUUCCAGCAGUAGCUUUGAUGGCCUCAAUGGAAGCAACUGGGAGGACAAGAAUGUCCGCCGCAUGUUUAUUAGAAAGGUCUUCUGUAUCCUCAUGGUUCAGCUCAUGGUCACAUUUAGUGUAGUGUCACUCUUCACAUUUUGUGAGCCAGUCCGGAAGUUUGUACAAUACAAUCGUGUUUUCUAUCUUACAUCAUACAUGACUUUCAUGGGAACAUACCUGAUGCUUGUAUGCAGCACAAAUGCUCGACGAAGAUACCCUACCAACAUGAUCCUCCUUGGCAUUUUUACCCUUGCAAUGUCCUACAUGGCUGGCAUGCUUGCCAGCUAUCAUAAUACCAAAGUGGUAAUGUUGAGUGUGGGUAUCACUGCACUGGUGUGCUUGGCCAUCACACUCUUCUGUUUCCAGUCCAGAAUUGACUUCACCACCUGUCAUGGAUUACUUUUCUCGCUCAUGAUGGUGUUGAUGAUCACUGGGCUUCUGCUUUUCUUCACCGCACCAUUUGGAUAUAUACCCUGGUUGCAUACUGCUUAUGCUGGAUUUGGUGCUCUAGUUUUCACUCUGUUUUUGGCAUUUGAUAUGCAGCUGUUGAUUGGUAACCGGCGGUACUCUUUGAAUCCUGAGGAGCAUGUGUUUGGAGCCAUCUGCCUAUACAUGGAUGUCGUCUACAUAUUCCUCUUUUUUCUUCAGCUCUUUGGGAGCCGUGAGUGAGGUGUUCGUAUAGUGCCCCCUAAGGCCGGGCGCGAGUUCAGCCUUUGUCCUCUGUUACACACAUACACAGACACACACACCCCUAUCAAUUACUCCAGGGUUUGGUGAGGAGUGAGCAGUCUUCCUUCAUUCUGUGUGACAGUUGACGUUUGAUGUGUGAUGUUGUUUUUAUUUCCCGGUCAUGGUUAGGCAGCUAUUUGCACAUGUAAGAUGCACCCUUGCUGCAAGCCAAACUGUCAAUCAGAUUAUGUAAACACAUGUUCUUUAGGGUAGACAAUCACUGCACAAAGUCAGUGUGAGAAAGGUGAUCAUUUGAGAAAAUAAUUUUUCUCAGUUCAAGUGAUUUAAACGGCCCUGAGUCAUCUCCAUAUAAAAAAUAGAAUUCCAGCAUACAAUAAGGGGAAAAAUAUUAAAUGUGUGUUUGGGUGUGAUUUUGUGGGGACUAUAGUGACAGUAUGUGUCAAUGGUAUUAUCCCUGCGUUUGCCCGUUGUAUAGUUAAUAAAAAUCUUAAGCGUGACAGGCAGCUCUUUGCUGAUGAUCACUAAAUGUAUAACAGUGUCCUAGGUUUUCAAUUAGUCAGUUUUCAGCAACAUUGUUCAGUGAAAUUAUAGCUGAUCCAGAGUGGUCUAUAUGUGAAUCUUUGUUUUCCUUUUGUGCAAUAACCUGCUCUUGACUAGAGUUCAGAGGGCAGCUGUACAUUCAGGAACCUUGUUGCGGUCAGUAAAUAUUUUGUGCCUCAUUUGAAUGCUGUUUGAAAAUGAGGUAUCAGUGUUGUUGUAUGCAGAGUUUCUUCAUGGUUACUCUACAUAUGCAGUCAGAUCUGUAAAAUAUAUACUGUGUGCCAAAUGUAACUCUGUCGUAUGAUGAUGGCAGAGUUUUUGAUUGUGGCACUUGAUUUAACAAGUCAGUCGUGAGGUCUACAAUGUAAGUCUACAAAUUGCCUGACUUGUGUAAGCUGUGUAAUGCUUGAGUGUUUUUGCUUAUUUUCAAGACUCUUGAUUGCUUAAAAAAAAAUCUCCUUUGAGUAAAAUGUUUUAGAUACUGAAUUAGCAGGCACUGGCUAAUAUGAAAAGAGAUAACUUGCUAAUAAAAUCAGAAUUUAUCACAUUCAUAAGACACAAAAGAAGGUAGGUAUCAUGUGCUUCAUACAUGGGCUUAUUUUUCAUGGGUUCUAAUAUACAGUACAUCUUUGUCUCUUAAGAACAUAUAGGUCUAGAGAUUAACUUUUUCAUUUGGAAAGGUUUUCCUUAUAUCUGAACUUAAGUUUUAUUGCAUUUUUUAGGUAAUUUAUGCUUUAACAACAUUCCUCUUUGCUUGCAUCUUUGUACUAUUUCUGUAAAUUAAACAUUUAUCUUCUAGACUGAUACUUUAUUUUGCCCAAUGGGGAAUAAGGGAUUUGAGUAGAGCCUCAUGAUCCCAUUAUUUCUUUAAGGCAUUGCUAUCAGUGAAGAUUAAGUGGCAGUUUAAAAAACACUGUAAUAUUUUUUCAAAUUUACAUUUUACAUGUGCAACAAUUGU
Molecule: messenger RNA, 2523 nt
Organism: Xyrauchen texanus (razorback sucker)
Lineage: Eukaryota; Metazoa; Chordata; Actinopteri; Cypriniformes; Catostomidae
Gene: faim2a
Product: Fas apoptotic inhibitory molecule 2a
Exons: 12
Coding region: 81-1004 (307 amino acids)
Biological process (GO): negative regulation of apoptotic signaling pathway
Cellular component (GO): endoplasmic reticulum; membrane; Golgi apparatus
Source: RefSeq, a predicted model, not a curated record